CGAAGUUUGGGAAAAGUCAAUAUUCAGGUGGCGGAAGGAAUGCGAUAAAAGAAAGAAAAGAGGUGGCUGAAGGCCCGUAUCCAAACGACCCUGAUUUAGUUUAACGUUUAAAAAAUUAUUUCUUCUAGAGUCUAGACGUCAGCUGUUUGGCUUUUGAAUGUUCUUCUACGUUUUUGAAUUUGGCAUUCGAAGCUUUUCUAUUUUUAUUUUCUCAAACUUUGCCUCUCCUUUCCUUUCAUUUCGGGUAGUUGUCUAAUCAUUUAUUGUGAAUAUUAAGCAACCAAGAUCCUUGGCGACUUCUUCUCCGACUGACUGCGAAUUCCAUUUACUCCCUUCAAUUUCCAUUUCAGACAUUUAUAUACAGCCUCAGGGGAUCCUAGAGAAGAUGCCAGAGACCUCUGAGGAGUCUGGAAAAGAAGCUGCAAACUCUGAGCAUCAUCCUGUGAAUUCGAGGGAAGAUAGUGAAUAUGUUAGGCUUGUUAUUUCCAAUGAAUCAAGAGUAGCUGAACCUGAAGAUACCCGCAUCUUACAAACUGAAGCAAAUACAAGAAUUAAAUAUCUAAUUUGGUGGAUUAAAGCUCUGGCACUAUGCCUUCUCUUGAUUAUACUUCUUCUCAUUUUAGUGAAAUGGGGAGUGCCGUUUCUUUUUGAGAAGGUUCUCUUGCCAAUCAUGCAAUGGGAAGCAACUGCCUUUGGCCGACCAGUCCUUGCCCUUGUGCUUGUUGCUUCUCUGGCCUUGUUCCCUGUGUUUUUAAUUCCUUCAGGACCUUCCAUGUGGUUGGCUGGGAUGAUUUUUGGAUAUGGUAUUGGAUUUGUCAUAAUUAUGGUUGGAACUACUAUUGGAAUGAUCUUGCCCUAUUUGAUAGGGCUACUGUUCCGUGAACGCAUCCAUCAAUGGUUAAAGAGAUGGCCCCAAAAAGCUGCUAUGAUCAGACUUGCUGGUGAAGGGAGUUGGUUCCAUCAAUUUCGAGUAGUUGCACUCUUUAGGGUUUCACCAUUUCCAUACACAAUUUUCAACUAUGCAAUAGUAGUAACCAGUAUGAGAUUUUGGCCAUAUUUAUGUGGUUCAGUUGCUGGAAUGGUACCAGAAGCUUUUAUCUACAUCUAUAGUGGUCGGUUAAUAAGGACAUUUGCUGAUGUGCAAUAUGGGAAUUAUCACUUAUCUACUUUGGAAAUCAUAUAUAAUGUCAUCUCCUUUAUUAUCGCCAUCGUUACAACGGUUGCUUUCACUGUUUAUGCAAAAAGAGCUUUGCAGGAGCUUGAAAAGGCGGAGACUACUGAAGAAGUUCCUGCCUACAACACAGGCAGUUAUGAGAUGGUAAAGCUAUCACUUGAAAGGAGCAAUCAUGUAGGUUUUUCAUCUUCUUUGUCAUAGUCUAGACAGUUAAGAAGGAAAUGUUAGUACAUGUUAAAAGAUUUGAUAUGGUAAGAGGGAUCCUCCUAUCCCCGAUUGUUUGUAUCAUUUUUUUUUUUUUAACGUCAGGUUUCCCUCUUGAUCUUUGUAAUUACAGAAAUAGAAUACAGAAAAGAAAAUGAUUUGACCAUCUUAUAUGAAAUGUUAGGCCUUUGAGCCUGUAGCUUCUAAUUUUGUGCUC
Molecule: messenger RNA, 1595 nt
Organism: Manihot esculenta (cassava)
Lineage: Eukaryota; Viridiplantae; Streptophyta; Magnoliopsida; Malpighiales; Euphorbiaceae
Product: transmembrane protein 64
Exons: 5
Coding region: 386-1375 (329 amino acids)
Source: RefSeq, a predicted model, not a curated record